Messenger RNA from Penicillium bovifimosum, 840 nucleotides. RefSeq names its product Major facilitator superfamily domain general substrate transporter. Gene Ontology annotation, molecular function: transmembrane transporter activity. Bases 1 to 840 code for a protein of 279 amino acids. Lineage: Eukaryota; Fungi; Ascomycota; Eurotiomycetes; Eurotiales; Aspergillaceae. The transcript is spliced from 4 exons. The record is from RefSeq and is a predicted model, not a curated record. Gene Ontology annotation, biological process: transmembrane transport.
AUGAUCAUUGCCGGCGUCGCUCUGGUCGUCAUCAUGGUCGCCCAGCCUAGCCCUGUUCUUUUGGAAUGGCGAGCAAAGCACCUCCGCGAACUGACUGGUGAUAUCCGGUACCGCGCUGCCCAUGUGUCUACCUCUGCAAACUCAUUAGGCCCGCGUCUGCUCACCAACGUCUCCCAACCCUUCGUCAUGAUCUGGACUGAGCCUAUCAUCCUCAUCUUCAGUUUCUACCUGGUCCUUCUCUACUUCGUGCUGUUUACCUUCCUCAACGGCCACCCCUUCAUCUUUGCCAAUGUGUACGGUAUCAGCACUAGCUUGACCUUCGUCAUCUUCGUCGCCAUGAUUCCCGGUGUCAUUGUUGCUCUGGCUAUGAUCGCUCCUCUGUACAGCAUGACCAAGAAGGCCGCAACACAGGCUGAGGCUGAGGGUCAGGCUUUGCAGCCCGAGGUAUCGCUCUACUGGGCCAUGGCAGGCGCAUCUAUCAUGAUGCCGGUUUCUCUCUUCUGGAUGGCCUGGACCUGCUACGCCGAUUAUGCUGCUUCGGCACUUCGAUUCAUGACUUUCGCGCGAUACGUCGUCGCCGAUGCUCUCAGCCCUGCUUCUGUCAAGAUGUACGAGAACAUUUGUCCCCAUUGGUCGGUGACUAUUGUUGCUGUUCUGGCUACUCUCAUGGCGUCUGUUCCGUAUGCGCUUUACAAGUAUGGCCACAAUGUUCGUACCAUGAGCAAGAACGCGGUCAACAAGGCGUCGAUACCCAAGUUUUUGUUUGAGCCUUGUAUUUACCUGUCAGGAUUUGCACUGGGAUGGCGACAAAGCCACACACACCGUGAACUGAAGACAUAG